Closterium sp. Naga37s-1 is the source of this 3897-nucleotide messenger RNA. The record is from the annotation of a GenBank genome assembly. NCBI's taxonomy places the organism in Eukaryota, Viridiplantae, Streptophyta, Zygnematophyceae, Desmidiales, Closteriaceae.
AUGUCCGGUUGUGCAGGGUGGAGUCACCACCCUGUAUCAGUGCACCGCUACCAUUUCAUCAUUCCGCUUGUGGCUGACGUGGACGAGAACAACAGCCAGGGCAUCGGCAAAGGCCGCAAGCUCUGCCCCAACUGCAGCGCCGUCAUCGCCUCCAACGCCAAGCGGUGCACUGCAUGUGGGCAUGAUGCAGUGCGAGGGACCUUACUGGAGUCUCAGACGCACCUGCUGCAUGGAGUGAUCCACACCAACGGAUUCGGCCAUCUCCUACGAAUCAACGGCCGAGAACGCGGCUCACGCCUCGUCACUGGGCGGCAGUUGAUGGGCCUGUGGGACCGCAUUUGCACCAUGCUCAACGCUAGGGAGGUGACAUGCAUGGACAUGUCUAAAAAGAUGGGUCUGAACCUGCGUCUGCUGCAUGGGCUGGCGUACGGCCACUCGUGGUACGGCCGGUGGGGUUACCGCUUCGGCAAGGGGUGUUACGGCGUGACUGAAGUCGUGUACAAGCACGCACUCGCAGCAGCGGCCGCGACCCCGCUUGCAGCGAUUGGAGAACACUACAAGGGGUUGGACCCUGACCUGGUAGCCAUUAUCGAGCAUUAUCAAUCAUGGGCCAGCAACAACACCUGCCCCUUCCCCGCUCCUGCACUGCGUACACCCGACACACCACAAGUGACAUGUGCCAAAAGUGGCAAGGUUACGGCAGGCAGAGAUGUCACCUCCCCCAGAAGCAGACAAGGAAGAGACGCCGUUAGGUCGUCUGGUAUUAGCAUCAUUCCGUCUAAACGCCUUAGAGCAGAGGGAGGUGAAGAGAAAGAUUCAUAUGGGGGAGUAAUAAGGGGAGGAAAAUGGCUUGUGAGUCGAGGAGAAGCUGGGGGAAUGAGAGGAGUGGAAGCACGGGGAGGAGCAGGGGGGGCAGCAGUGGGAGGGGCAGUGGGAGAAGAUGUGAAGGGUGUAGAAGAGGAGGAAGAGGAGGAGGUGAAAGAGGUGGGGAAAGAGGAGCACGUGUUGCGUGCAAUGGGGAUGGCAUUAAAGGGCUUCAACCAGGAGGGAGAAGCACAGGAUGCGGAAGAAGCUUCGGAAGUGAGGGAAGCAGGGGAAGCGGGGAAGGCAGGGGAAGCGGGGAAGGCAGGGGAAGCGGGGAAGGCAGGGGAAGCGGGGGAAGCAGAGAAGUGCUCAAGGGAGCAGUGGGAGAGAAGAUGCACGGAUGGUUUAAUGAUGAGGAGAAGGUACGACCUGAGGGCAACGGCGGGAGUUCUAGAAGAGGAGGAUACGGAGGGGGGUGAGAAGGAGAAAGAGGGGGAGGAGAGGCUGGAGAAUGAGGAGAAAGGGGGGAAGGGGGAGAAGGAGGAGAAGAAGGAGAAGGAGGGGGAGGGAGGAAAAGAGAAAGAGGAGGAGGAGGAAUGGGGUUGGGAGGAGGAUGUGAUGGUGGAUAAAGGGGAAGUGGAUGAGGGCAGUGGGCGGAAAGGGAGGCGAUGGGCGCUGCGGGGGGAUACAGAUGGAGGGAAGAGCGGUGCAGAUGGAGGGAAGGGCGGUGUAGAUGGAGGGAAGGGCGGUGUAGAUGGAGCGAAGAGCGGUGUAGAUGGAGGGAAGGGGGGUGCAGAUGGUGGAAAGGGAGCAGAGGAGAGUCUGCUGCUGCCUGUUGCUUCGAAGAAGAGACGAGGGCACGAGGAGCAGCAGCAGCAGCAGCAGCCGAAACAUUUGAAGAAGAGCAAGUCUAUGCAGGCAACACUGCAACAGGCAGGAGAGGACGGCGGGGAAGGUAAGAGUACCCACGGGCGGGAGAGAGAGGAGAGAAAGCCGUGGGUUGGAUGCAGAGAUCGGAGAGUGGAGGAUGCUGGUCAGGAUGGUGGGAUUGCUACUCUACCUGUGGCUGCUGCUGCCGCUGCUGCUGCUGCCGCUGCUGCCGUGGCUGGUGCUGCUGCUCCAGAUGACAAGCCGCACACACAAGCUCGGUGCAGGGGGCGAGAAGAUGCAGAUAAAGAUGCAAAAUUCCAGCAGGCGGAUCGUUGCCCCAUACGUCCCACUCCGUUGGCUGCUGGAGGGAGUAAAGAGGCAGCAGCCUCAUCAGCCUGCCCCACUGGCCCUCCUGCACCUCCCCCCAUUCCCCCAGAGCUCGCUGCCUUCCAACCCAGCCUCUGCUAUGGGGGAGCCCAAGCCCAUCCAAUCCCACGUUCUGUUGAGGCCUCUGUCUCACCUCCGUUUGAGGCGUCUCAGCAGCAUGUCGCGCCAGUGUCAACAUAUGUUGACAUGUUUCCGAAGCUUCCUGCUCCUCUCCCGACCCCCUGGGGCCCUCAGCUCACUGGGUUCGGGGCUGAGGGCGGGACAGGGGCAGGGGCAGGACCACACAGGGAAGUAGGUAGUGGGGAAGAAGGGGAGGCAGGGGAGAAACGGAAAGGUGGGGAAGGGAAGCAUUACAGCAAGGGCACGUGCCCCAGGGCGCUGGCACUUAGCAAAAUGCAGGCCUUCAAGUCUCCUUCUACUCUCGGUCACGUAAGAGCAGCAGUUGCUGCUCCUAUGACUGGGGAAGAAAAUGCAAGCCAGCCACAGCAGCAGCAGCAGCAGAAGCAGCAGCAGCAGGGUGCGGCAGUGGUGACGCUGGCAGCAACGAGCAGCCCAGUGGAGCCGCAUCUGCGCUACCUCUACCGCAACCUCCUUGAAGGAGCUGCCAGACGCGUCCAUCCCACCCAUACUGCCACUGCCAGGCCCUAUCCUCCUACCCGUGCUGGCAUGCCCUUUCCCCCCACCCAUUCUACCAGGCCAUUUUACCCUGCCAAGCAUCUGCAAGUGGGCCCCCACCACGCUGGGGGCUUCUAUUCCCCCAGUGCUUGCCACUGCGACCCCACCACACGUGAUGGCAGCGGUGGUCGCGGUGGCAGCGGUGGCAGCAGUGGCAGCAGUGGCAGCGUUGCUGCUGAAGGACUGCUGGCGUUGGUGCGGGUGGUUCUGGACACAAAGCACCUGGUGAAGGGGUACUGGGGGGGAGAGGGGCGCGGAGUGGGAGUAAGAGAAGCGGAUGGGUUGAUGUGUGUGGCGUUUCGAGUGGUGGUGGAGGAGAGCGAGGAGGAGAGGGAGGGGAGUGGGGAGAGGAAGGAAAGAGCUGGGAAGGAGAGAGAGGCUGCUGCAUUGAAAGUUGAAGGAAGUGCAGGUGGAAAAUCGAUCACUGGAGUUCUGGCAGAGCCUGGAACAGGCGAGAAGGGCGGUGCUGUGCAAGCAGCAGCAGUGACAACAACAGUGCCCGCAGCAGCAGCAGCAGCAACAGCAACAGCAACAACUAAAGCAACAGUAGCAGGAAUCGCAGCAGGAGCAAAAGAAGCAACAGCAGGAAUAGCAGCAGGAGCACGAGCAGCAGUGGCAGCAAGAGGGGCGGAGCCUGUGUCAAGGCAGAGGCGGCUGGGGCCGAUACCGGUUGAAUACGUGGCGGUGCCCACUGAUGCUACAGUGGCACAACUCAGCGAAGCGAUAGAGAGGACCUUGAGGGAUACCUACUGUGCUAUGUCCAGAUUCAGUGUAUCUCAGCUUCCCCUCCUGGCUCAUGUACAGCCCUCGGCCUUGGUUCGGCCGAACCUCAGCCCUCGCUGUGUUCUGCUGGUCCGGGGCUCAGGCAUGGAUGCAGGCUCGGACCUGUGCUGGGAGGGAGGCUCGGAGGGGUGGGUGGUGGAGUGCAGCUGUGGCACGAGGGAUGACGACGGCGAACAGAUGGUGGCGUGUGAUAGGUCAGUGGGACAGGUGGCAGCAUGUGAUAGGUCAGUGGGAAAGGUGGCAGCGUGUGAUAGGUCAGUGGGACAGAUGUUGGCAUGUGAUAGGUCAGUGGGACAGGUGGCGGCAUGUGAUAGGUCAGUGGGACAGGUGGCUGUCUUUGAUAGGGGAGUGGGACAGGUGGUGGCAGGUGAUGUGUGA